Molecule: messenger RNA, 1770 nt
Organism: Triticum turgidum subsp. durum (durum wheat)
Lineage: Eukaryota; Viridiplantae; Streptophyta; Magnoliopsida; Poales; Poaceae
Source: the annotation of a GenBank genome assembly
AUGGAGAAGCUCUCCAUGGCGGCAACCAUGUUCUGCGCCGUGGUCCUUGCGGCUCUCGCAGGGGCGGCCGGCGGUGAGGCGGCGGUAGUGGAACACACCUUUGUCGUGCACGAGAUGAACCAGACGCACCUGUGCAACACGACCAAGAUUUACGUGGUGAACGGGCAGCUCCCAGGCCCCACCAUCGACAUCACCGACGGUGACACGGUUGUCGUCCACGUCAUCAACCGUCUCCCUCACGGGCUCACCAUCCACUGGCACGGCAUCCGGCAGAUGAGGAGCUGCUGGUCCGAUGGCGCCGGCUUCGUCACCGAAUGCCCCAUCCCUCCUGGCGGCGAGCAUGUGUACCGCUUCAACGUCACCGGUCAGGUCGGUACGCUUUGGUGGCACGCCCACGUCACCUGCCUCCGCGCCACCGUGGCUGGCGCCUUCAUCAUCCGCCCCAAGGGCGGAAGGUACCCGUUCCCGACGCCCGCCAAGGACGUGCCCAUCAUCAUCGGCGAGUGGUGGGAGCUUGACCUCGUCGAGCUCGACCGGAGGAUGCAUGACGGUAACUUCGACGACAACCCGCUGUCGGCAACCAUCAACGGUAAGCUGGGCGACCUGAGCAACUGCUCUGGCAAGCCGGAGGAGAGCUUCGUCCUUGACGUGGUGCGUGGAAAGACGUACCUUCUGCGGAUUGUGAACACGGCGCUCUUCUCGGAGUACUACUUCAAGGUUGCUGGGCACACAUUCACGGUAGUGGGCGCCGACGGGUACUACCUGACGCCGUACAAGACGGACAUGGUGACCGUCGCGCCAGGGGAGGCCAUCGACGUGCUCAUGGCCGCUGAUGCCCCGCCUGCGCACUACCAUAUGGUGGCGCUCGCAAAUCAGCCGCCGGAGCCUGACCCACAGAUCCCGGGGUUCGUGUCUCGCGGCCUCGUCCGCUACGCCGGAUCCUCCCACAACAACAACGGGCUGCCGGUGCCGACGCCGCUCAUGCCCAGCCAGCACAACACCAUGCCGUCCUACUACUUCCACAGCAACCUCACCGGCCUCGCCCACCCAGACCGCCACCGCGUUCCCAUGCACGUCGACGAGCGCCUCUUCUUCGCGCUCGGCCUCGGCUCCAUCUGCCGCGGCACCAACAAGACAUGCGAGCGUGGGCGGAGUCCCGAGACCAUCGUGGUGGCCACCAUGAACAACGUGUCCUUCCGCCACCCGACUAAUGCGUCGCUCCUCGAGAGAUACUACGAUGGUCAGACAAGUGGCCUCUACACGGAGGACCUCCCCGACCAUCCGCCGCACCCGUACAACUACACCGACCGCUCCCUCAUCCCGCCGGGGCCGCUGGAGAAGGCACUCGAGCCGACGUUCAAGGCGACCAAGCUACGGAGGUUCCGGUACAACACCUCGGUGGAGAUCAUCUUCCAGAGCACGGCGCUGCUGCAGAGCGACUCCAACCCCAUGCACCUCCAUGGCUACGACUUCUUCGUGCUCGCCACAGGGCUCGGCAACUACAACCCCAAGACGGACCCCGAGAAGUUCAACUACCACAACCCACAGCUGAGGAACACGGUGCAGGUGCCCAGGACCGGCUGGGCCGCCGUGCGCUUCGUCACCGACAACCCCGGGAUGUGGUACCUCCACUGCCACUUUGAGUUCCACAUCAUCAUGGGCAUGGCGACAGCGUUCAUCGUGGAAAACGGGCCAACGCCGGAGACCAGCCUGCCCCCGCCGCCCCCAGAAUUCAAGAGGUGUGGCGCCAAUGGCCUCACUCAGCCAUAG